AUGGAGUUUUCUCUAAUUUCUCUAGUGAUUCUCUCGAUUUUUGUGCACGGUACUUACGGCGACUAUGGAGGAUGGAAUACCGCUCACGCCACUUUCUAUGGCGGCGGAGAUGCAUCGGGCACAAUGGGUGGUGCUUGCGGCUAUGGCAAUUUGUACAGCCAGGGCUACGGUACAAACACCGCAGCCCUGAGUACAGCCCUGUUUAACAACGGUCUCACUUGCGGCGCGUGCUACGAGCUGACGUGCGCUGGCGAGCCCAAGUGGUGCCUCUCGGGUGUCAUCACUGUCACCGCCACCAACUUCUGCCCUCCCAACCCGGCCCUACCCAACGACGAUGGCGGGUGGUGCAACCCGCCACGUCAGCACUUCGACCUGGCCCAGCCGGCCUUCCUGCAGAUCGCCCAGUACCGAGCCGGCAUUGUCCCGGUUUCUUACCGAAGAGUGCCCUGCCGAAAGAAGGGUGGAGUGAGGUUCACGAUCAACGGGCACUCGUUUUUCAACCUGGUGCUCGUGACCAAUGUAGGCGGCUCGGGAGACGUGCAAUCGGUUUCGGUUAAAGGGUCGAAGACAGGCUGGCAGGCAAUGUCGAGGAAUUGGGGACAAAAUUGGCAGAGCAACUCGAACCUCAACGGCCAGGCGCUGUCGUUUCAAAUCACGACUGGCGACGGGCGAAUACUCACGAGCUACAACGUGGCGCCGCCUGGGUGGCAGUUCGGACAAACGUUCGAAGGGGGCCAAUUUUAG
Molecule: messenger RNA, 744 nt
Organism: Striga hermonthica
Lineage: Eukaryota; Viridiplantae; Streptophyta; Magnoliopsida; Lamiales; Orobanchaceae
Source: the annotation of a GenBank genome assembly